Eimeria necatrix is the source of this 651-nucleotide messenger RNA. RefSeq lists its product as hypothetical. Gene Ontology annotation, molecular function: proton-transporting ATP synthase activity, rotational mechanism. NCBI's taxonomy places the organism in Eukaryota, Apicomplexa, Conoidasida, Eucoccidiorida, Eimeriidae. The coding region runs from base 1 to 651 and encodes 216 amino acids. The record is from RefSeq and is a predicted model, not a curated record. The transcript has 2 exons. Gene Ontology annotation, biological process: proton motive force-driven mitochondrial ATP synthesis.
AUGCUCCGUUUUCCGGCGCUCGGCGCUGCCCGCGCCGCCGCAGCUUCCGGUGUGCGUACACCCGGGCUCUCGCCGGCGCUGCAGCAGCCGCUGCAGCGCCAGCAGCAGCAGCAGCAGCAGCAGCAGCCGCUGCAGCAGCAGCAGAAGCAGCAGCAGCAGCCGCUGCUGCAGCAGCAGCUGCAGCAGCAGCGUGCCGCUGCUGCUGCUGCAGGUGUUGGUGCGCUUCCGCGCUUCGGCGCGCUCUGUUUCUCCACCGCGGCGGCCAGCAGCAGCAGCAGCAGCAGCAGCAGCAGCAGCAGCAGCAGCAGCUUGAGCAGCAGCUUGAGCAGCAGCAGCAAGUUCAGCCGGCACAGCGUGGAGGGCCGGUACGCGCAUGCACUGUUUGCUGCCAGCAGCGCAGCAGGAAAGCUGGAAGAGGUGCAGCAGGAGCUGCAGCAGCUGCUGCUGCUGCUGCAGCAAAGCCCCGACUUCGCAGCUUUUGCUGCUGCUGCAGGGCUGGCAGCAAACUCCCAACGCGCCGUGCUGCAGCAGCUUGCUGCUGCAGCAAAACUCUCCAACUGCAGCAGCAACUUCUUAUUUGCUGCUGCUGCUAACCGCCGUUUGCAAAACUUAAAAAACAUCAUUGCUGCUUUCGACGAGCUAAUGCCCUAA